AUGUCCCUGCCUCCCCAGACCAUUCAGAUCAAGCGCAAGAGGGGCGAGGGCGAAGAUGACCAAGCCCCCUCUUACCUCCGCGUGGAGGAGAAGCGACGCCAGAGUGGCAACUUCAUCUACCAACGAAGAGACCUAGCAGACCAGGCGAAAGGUCCAAACCGUCCCCGCCGAGACCUCAAGCCCGUCAUCCACUCGUCCAAGCCAGGUGACGAACUCAUCCCACUCGAACGAGUUAAGGCAGCCUCUCGAGCUGGCAAAGAUGUGUCCACAGCGGUGCCGGAGGCCAAUGGCCCGCCGAAGUCCCCUGCGUCGUCCGGCUCUGCCCUCGAACCCCGACGAUUCCACAUGUCGAGAAACGCGAUAGUGCCUCGUCCGGCCCUAAGCUCUGGUAUCAGCAAGAAGUCGCGGCAUUCAUCCCCGGCUAUCUUCGUCGAGCGCAGCCGGAAGAGAAAGGUUGCCGAUGCCGUGGAACGAGAAAUGGCGCGGGGCGCCUCCGCAAUGGACGUGGAGGUAACUCCGCAGCGGCUGCCGAAGCGACCGGGCGCAGACAAGAAGCAGCCCUCAGCUCCUCAAAAACCCACCGACAAGGCGAAGUCGGGCUUGCCGCCGUCUCUCAUGCAUCGAUGGACCGUGGACCAGGAUCAAUUCGUCCGAGAGAUGGAGGAGUUCACCCUGCAAGAGAUUGGGCGCAACAUCGAUAGUAUGAACCAACAGAGCAAAGCUGAACCACCUGCAUCGAAGCAAGGCCCGACGUCACCCCAAGGGAUGAAGUUCAAGCCGAAAGCGCCUCUCAAGAGAUAUGCUGAGCGCCAUCCCGAGGUUGCUGCCGCUGCCAAGCAGACGAACAAGGAUGUCGACAUGGAUAUUGAGGAUAGCGACAUCGACGAGGACGACUAUGUCAUUGAGACGUACAUCCGUGUUCCCGCUACAACCCUGGGUGAUGCGGUACCUCCGGAGACAAUCGGUCUGCUAGUUUUCGGCACAGAACAAGAUGUCGAGUUCUUCUACGGAAACGAGGAUGACAGUGAUGAUGACUGGGCCGAAGACGAUGAGGAUGAGAACGCCGAGGAUUACUACACGGCAGAUUAUCCAGAUGAUGAAGUCGCCUCCGACGAUGAAUACGGUCGCGAUCCCUAUCACUAUCGCAACGGCAAUGCUUCAGAUCUUGAAGAAUUCGACGAAGACGCCUACGCCAUCGAUGACCAGGAUGAACCCAGCCAAUUCAGACAGUACGUUGGUCGCCGACCACCACAGCAACGCUCCGAGGACGAGGAUAUGAUGGCACUGUAG
This is a messenger RNA of Phaeoacremonium minimum UCRPA7, 1290 nucleotides long. RefSeq lists its product as hypothetical. Bases 1 to 1290 code for a protein of 429 amino acids. The transcript has 3 exons. Gene Ontology annotation, biological process: protein import into nucleus. The record is from RefSeq and is a predicted model, not a curated record. Gene Ontology annotation, cellular component: cytoplasm. NCBI's taxonomy places the organism in Eukaryota, Fungi, Ascomycota, Sordariomycetes, Togniniales, Togniniaceae.